AUGGUAGGAGAUUUUAACUGUCAUGUAGUUGAAGGAGGUUCUAAUGCUCUCAAAUUUUUGGAGCUUCUGCAGAUUUUUAAUCUUGAACAGCAUGCGAAUGUACCGACACACAGUAGUGAACAUACACUCGACCUUAUUAUCACCAGGAAAGGUGAAACUGUUAUUAACAAUCUUAAAGUAUUUGACGCUGUUAUUUCUGACCAUUUUGUGUUGCAUUGUAAUUUAGACUUGGCUAAGCCUUGUAACGUAAAGUCGGGCAUUUCGUAUCGAAAGCUUGGAGAUAUUGAUACACUUAAGUUUCGUCAAAACAUUCUUAGCUCGGAGUUAUAUACAAGACCUGCACCUAGUCUUGAGGAGCGUUGUGACCAAUAUGAUUUGGUAUUAUCAACAUUGUUGGAGAACCAUGCCCCACUUCGUAAAAAGGCCGUAACGAUCCGACCUAUGGCCCCAUGGUAUAAUGAAGAUAUCAAGAAGCAGAAAAUAGUAAGACGAUGCAAGGAACGGAGAUGGCGUAAAAGUGGCUCACAAGUUGAUAGACAGGCAUAUGCUGAUCAGUGUAUCCUUGUUAAGAACACAAUCAGUGAAGCGAAAAUGGAAUAUUAUUCAUCACUUGUUCAAGAUGCUG
This is a messenger RNA of Paramuricea clavata, 625 nucleotides long. The record is from the annotation of a GenBank genome assembly. Lineage: Eukaryota; Metazoa; Cnidaria; Anthozoa; Malacalcyonacea; Plexauridae.